Messenger RNA from Etheostoma spectabile (orangethroat darter), 4063 nucleotides. Its product is annotated as NACHT, LRR and PYD domains-containing protein 12. Bases 234 to 3812 code for a protein of 1192 amino acids. The transcript is spliced from 15 exons. Gene Ontology annotation, molecular function: protein binding. The record is from RefSeq and is a predicted model, not a curated record. Lineage: Eukaryota; Metazoa; Chordata; Actinopteri; Perciformes; Percidae.
CUCCAUCAUCUGACGGGGGACUUCUCUCACACUGACUGGCUCUGGGAACAGGUUGGACUGGUUCUGACUGAAGUUAUGGACUAUGACGGCGUCUUCAAAUCAAAUGCACAUCGACUUCAGGACUGACGAGGGACAAAGAGCAGCUUCUUCUCUCCCAGUGUCUCCUGGACACAUGAAGGAGGAACGUGUAUGGAAACUGACCUGAAGAGACUUCAGCAGGUGUGGACUCUGCUAUGAGUCAGUGUGAGGACAGAGGGGAGGGAGCCCCUCCCUCUAAAACCACUCUGUGUGGGGACCAUGACAGCCAGACCAAAGCUCAGAGGAUGCAGCAGCAGAAACCUGGACCUGGACCUGGACCUAGCUGUGUGUCCAUGAAGAGUGACCGGUCUAUGAGUUAUCCUAUUAACUUUUGCUCUCUGCUCUCGGCUGAUGGAAGUCUGCAGAAAAGACUUGAACCAGGACCAGGACCCAGCUGUGUGUCCAUGAAGAGUGGCCAGUCUAUGGUUUGUCCUUAUAACUUUAAAGGUGGACAAGCUGUUGAUGAAAGUAAGUGGAGAGGAGGAAGUGAAGUAAAUGCAGACUCUGGAGUAUCAGGCUGUCUGUCUAUGAAGAGUGACUGGUCCAGAAAUCCUCCUCCAGACCUCAGUGAUGAACCUGGACCAUCAGACACAAAAGAGAGGAAGAGGAGUGAUGUUUCUGAGGAGGAGCAGCCGUCCAGAUCAAGAACCAAAGCUGGACUGCAGACAGCCAAUCAGAGCAGCUCUAAGCAAAUGAACGUUGGUCGUGAGAAACAGAAGUCCAGGCUGAAGGAGAUAUUUGAACGUGUGACUGAAGGAGCUGAAACAGGAAGUAGAACCCUCCUCAGCAGGAUCUACACGGUCCUCUACCUCACAGAGGGACUGAGUGAAGAGGUUAAUACCCAACAUGAGGUGAGGCAGCUGGAGACAGCUUUUAAGAAGAAGAGCCACCAUCACUCUCCAAUCCAGUGCUGCGACAUCUUUAAAGCCUCACCUGGCCAAAAGAAAACCAUCAGAGUGGUUGUGACGAGCGGCGUCGCUGGCGUUGGAAAAACCUUCUUAGUACAGAAGUUCUGUCUGGACUGGGCUGAGGGGUUAGAGAACCAAGAUAUCAGUCUGGUGAUUCCUCUUUCCUUCAGGGAGCUGAACCUGAUCAAAGAUAAGCAGUACAGUCUUCUGGAGCUGCUCCGUGUUUUCCAUCCAACAUUACAGGAGGUCCCAGCAGAGCAGCUCGCUGCCUCCAGACUUCUCUUCAUCUUUGACGGCCUGGAUGAAAGCAGACUUUCACUGGAUUUCAACAACGAGGAGGCUGUUCCUGAUGUCACACACAAGUCCUCAGUCAACCUGCUGUUGACAAACCUCAUCCAGGGGAAGCUGCUUCCCUCGGCUCUCGUCUGGAUAACUUCCCGACCUGCAGCAGCCAAUCAGAUCCCUCCUGCGUGUGUUGACAGGAUAACAGAAGUACGAGGCUUCGCUGACGCCCAGAAGGAGGAGUACUUCAGGAAGAGAGUCAGUGAUGAAGAGCUGUCCAGCAGAAUCAUCUCCCACAUCAAGACCUCCAGGAGCCUCCACAUCAUGUGUCUGAUCCCAGUCUUCUGCUGGAUCACUGCUACAGUUUUGGACCACAUGUUGACUGCAGACCAGAGAGGAGAGCUGCCCAAGACCCUGACCGACAUGUACUCCCACUUCCUGCUGGUUCAGACAAAGAGGAAGAAGCUCAAGUAUGCUGAAGGACAUGAGACAAGUCCACAGGAGCUGAUGGAGGCCGACGGGAAAGUUGUUCUGAAGCUGGGGAGGCUGGCUUUUGAACAGCUGGAGAAAGGAAACAUCAUGUUCUACCAAGAAGACCUGGAGUGCUGUGGUCUGGAUGUCACAGAGGCCUCGCUGUACUCAGGAGUCUGUUCACAGAUCUUCAAAAGAGAGAGUGGGAUCUUCCAGAAAUCAGUCUACUGCUUUGUUCAUCUGAGCGUUCAGGAGUUUCUGGCUGCAGUCUACCUGUUCCACUGUUACACCAACAGGAAUGCACAGGUACUCAAGGACUUCCUGGGGAAGAAAGCUAUUGAUGAUAAUGAUGAUGAUGAUGAUGAUGAUGAUGAUGAAGUUGAUUGGGACAAUGACCCUUACCCAUCCCUGUAUAUCUUCCUGGAGAGAGUCAUGAAGAAAUCCCUUAAGAGAAAAAAUGGCCACCUGGACCUGUUUGUCCGCUUCCUUCAUGGCCUCUCUCUGGAGUCCAACCAGAGAGUCUUAGGAGGCCUGCUGGGUCAGACAGACAACAGUCCAGAAAUUAUCCAGAGAGCCAUCAACAACCUGAAGGAGAUGAACAGUUAUGAGAUCUCUCCUGACAGAAGCAUCAACAUCUUCCACUGUCUGACGGAGAUGAAGGACCACUCAGUCCAUCAGGAGAUCCAAGAGUUCCUGAAGUCAAAGAAGAACAGAUCAAAGAAGCUACUCUCUGAGAUUCACUGCUCAGCUCUGGCCUACAUGCUGCAGAUGUCAGAGGAGGUUCUGGAUGAGUUGGACCUGAGUCAGUACAACACAUCAGUGGAGGGACGACGGAGACUGCUUCCAGCUGUGAGGAACUGCAGAAAGGCUCGGCUUAGUUACUGUCAACUCUCUGAGACUGACUGUGAAGUCGUGGCCUCAGCUCUGAAGUCCAACCCCUCCCAUCUGAGAGAGCUGGACCUGCAUGGAAACAACCUGAAGGAUUCAGCAAUGGAAUGUCUGUGUGCUGGACUGCAGAGUCCAAACUGUAGACUGGAGACUCUGAGAUUGGAGUGGUGCAGUUUGUCAGAGACCAGCUGUGCUUCUCUGGCCUCAGCUCUGAAGUCCAACCCCUCCCAUCUGAGAGAGCUAAACCUGAGUAACAACGAGCUGCAGGAUUCAGGAGUGGAGCUGCUGUGUGGUUUUCUGGAGAGUCCAGACUGUAGACUGGAGACUCUGAGAUUGAAGUGCUGCUGGUUGUCAGAGACCAGCUGUGCUUCUCUGGUCUCAGCUCUGAAGUCCAACCCCUCCCAUCUGAGACAGCUGGACCUGAGUACCAACUACCUACAAGGUUCAGGAGUGGAGCAGCUGUGUGGUUUUCUGGAGAAUCCAGACUGUAGACUGGAGACUCUGAGAUUGGAGUGGUGCCGGUUGUCAGAGACCAGCUGUGCUUCUCUGGCCUCAGCUCUGAAGUCCAACCCCUCCCAUCUGAGAGAGCUGGACCUGAGUGACAACGAGCUGCAGGAUUCAGGAGUGGAGCUGCUGUGUGGUUUUCUGGAGAGUCCAGACUGUAGACUGGAGACUCUGAGAUUGGAGGACUGCAGUUUGUCAGAGACCAGCUGUGCUUCUCUGGCCUCAGCUCUGAAGUCCAACCCCUCCCAUCUGAGAGAGCUAAACCUGAGUUACAACGAGCUGCAGGAUUCAGGAGUGGAGGUGCUGUGUGGUAUUCUGGAAAGUCCAGACUGUAGACUGGAGACUCUGAGAUUGAAGGACUGCAGGUUGUCAGAGACCAGCUGUGCUUCUCUGGUCUCAGCUCUGAAGUCCAACCCCUCCCAUCUGAGAGAGCUGGACCUGAGUAACAACUACCUACAGGAUUCAGAUGUGAAGCUGCUGCGUGAUCUUGUGGAGAGUCCAGACUGGAGACUGGAGACUCUGAGGGUGGAUGACACAGUAUACAGGGCUGCACCUGCCAGACAGGAAGCAGGUCCAGAUGGGACAGAUCCACGGAGGAAUGUCCCAGCAGAGGACAGCGUCUCCACAGAGGACAGUGAUCCCCAGAGGACAGGCUGUUGCUGGUUCGGAGCCUGUUUGUGACCCGAGUGUCUGAUCCAGUUUUGAACCAGCUUCUGGAUCAACUCCUUCAGCGAGGUGUUCUAACUGACGGUGAAAUGGACUCAGCCAGAACACGAGUCAGAGCAGACAAAGCCCGAGACGUGGUGGACACGGUGAGAAGAAAAGGACGUAAGGCCAGCUCGGUUCUGGUCUCUGCUAUCUGUGAGGUGGACCCGGUCCUCUCCAGAGAGCUGAGAUUAAUGUGAAGCACCAGACUGUGGAGAGCUGUGAUG